Messenger RNA from Saccharomyces mikatae IFO 1815, 2370 nucleotides. RefSeq names its product aconitate hydratase ACO2 (gene ACO2). The transcript has a single exon. Gene Ontology annotation, molecular function: 4 iron, 4 sulfur cluster binding; aconitate hydratase activity. The coding region runs from base 1 to 2370 and encodes 789 amino acids. Gene Ontology annotation, cellular component: mitochondrion; cytosol. The record is from RefSeq and is a predicted model, not a curated record. Gene Ontology annotation, biological process: tricarboxylic acid cycle. NCBI's taxonomy places the organism in Eukaryota, Fungi, Ascomycota, Saccharomycetes, Saccharomycetales, Saccharomycetaceae.
AUGCUAUCUUCUGCUAAUAGGUUUUAUAUUAAGAGGCAUUUGGCAACACAUGCCAACAUGUUCCCUUCUGUUUCUAAGCAAUUUCAAACAAAAGUGCCACCAUAUGCUAAACUUUUAGCGAACCUAGACAAGAUUAAACAAAUAACAAACAAUGCUCCCUUGACCCUAGCAGAGAAAAUUUUAUACUCACAUCUUUGUGAUCCUGAAGAAUCGAUCACUUCUUCUGACCUAUCUACCAUCCGUGGUAAUAAAUACCUGAAACUGAACCCAGACCGUGUGGCUAUGCAGGAUGCUUCUGCUCAAAUGGCGCUUCUACAAUUCAUGACUACUGGUUUGAAUCAAACCUCUGUCCCAGCAUCUAUACAUUGUGACCAUUUAAUUGUAGGCAAAGAUGGUGAAAGCAAGGAUUUGCCCUCUUCCAUUGCUACCAACCAAGAAGUUUUUGACUUUUUGGAGAGUUGUGCCAAGAGAUAUGGUAUCCAGUUUUGGGGUCCAGGCUCCGGUAUCAUUCACCAAAUUGUUUUGGAAAAUUUCUCAGCCCCAGGCCUUAUGAUGCUUGGUACUGAUUCCCACACACCUAAUGCAGGCGGUCUAGGAGCCAUAGCUAUCGGUGUUGGUGGUGCAGAUGCAGUUGACGCCUUGACAGGCACACCAUGGGAGUUAAAGGCUCCAAAAAUUUUCGGUGUUAAGUUAACUGGAAAACUAAGCGGAUGGUCCACCCCUAAGGACGUCAUCACAAAGCUUGCUGGCUUGUUGACUGUCAGAGGUGGUACUGGUUAUAUCAUCGAAUAUUUCGGCGAAGGCGUGUCUACUUUAUCUUGUACAGGUAUGGCAACCAUCUGUAAUAUGGGUGCUGAAAUUGGUGCCACAACGUCAACCUUUCCUUACCAAGAAGCUCACAAGCGUUAUUUGGAAGCAACUAACAGAGCAGAGGUAGCAAAAGCAGCCGAUAUUGCCUUGAACAAAUUCGAUUUCUUAAGAGCCGACAAAGAUGCUGAAUAUGAUAAAGUUAUUGAAAUUGAUUUAUCCACAAUUGAACCCCAUGUCAAUGGUCCAUUUACACCUGACUUCUCCACACCAAUAUCUCAAUAUGCUGAAAAGAGUUUAAAAGAAAAUUGGCCACAAAAGGUUAGUGCCGGUUUAAUCGGGUCAUGCACCAAUUCAUCUUACCAAGACAUGAGUCGUGUCGUCGAUUUAGUCAAGCAAGCUUCUAAAGCUGGGUUGAAACCACGUAUCCCAUUCUUUGUGACUCCUGGUUCAGAACAAAUCAGAGCCACUUUGGAAAGAGAUGGUAUCAUUGACAUUUUCCAAGAGAACGGUGCCAAAGUUUUGGCAAAUGCUUGUGGUCCUUGUAUUGGACAAUGGAAUAGAGAAGAUGUCUCGAAAACAUCAAAAGAAACAAACACCAUUUUUACAUCGUUCAAUAGAAACUUCAGAGCCAGAAACGAUGGUAAUAGAAACACAAUGAAUUUCUUAACUUCCCCAGAAAUAGUGACUGCAAUGAGUUAUUCUGGAGAUGCUCAAUUCAAUCCAUUAACCGAUUCAAUCAAAAUGCCAAACGGAGAAAAUUUCAAAUUCCAGCCACCAAAAGGUGAUGAAUUACCUAAGAGAGGAUUUGAACAUGGUAGGGACAAGUUUUAUCCUGAAACGGACCCAAAACCAAAUAGCAGCGUAGAGAUUAAAGUGGACCCCGAAUCUGAUCGUUUGCAAUUAUUGGAACCAUUCAAGCCUUGGAACGGGAAAGAAUUAAAGACCAAUGUACUUUUGAAAGUGGAAGGUAAGUGUACAACUGAUCAUAUUUCCGCUGCAGGUGUCUGGUUGAAAUAUAAGGGCCAUUUAGAGAACAUUUCAUACAAUACACUAAUUGGUGCACAAAAUAAAGAAACUGGUGAAGUUAAUAAAGCCUAUGACCUAGACGGAACUGAAUAUGAUAUUCCUGGUUUGAUGAUAAAAUGGAAAUCUGAUGGUAAACCAUGGACUGUGGUGGCUGAGCACAACUAUGGUGAGGGCUCUGCAAGAGAGCAUGCUGCGUUAUCACCAAGAUUCCUUGGUGGUGAAAUUCUUCUGGUUAAGUCUUUUGCAAGAAUUCAUGAGACAAAUUUGAAGAAACAAGGUAUGCUGCCACUGACUUUUGCGGAAGAGUCUGACUAUGAUAAAAUAUCAAGUGGUGAUGUUUUAGAAACGUUGAACCUAGUUGACAUGAUUGCCAAAGAUGGUAACAACGGUGGUGAAAUUGACAUCAAAAUUACUAAACCAAAUGGUGACUCGUUCAUCAUCAAGGCAAAACAUACCAUGUCCAAAGAUCAGAUCGAUUUCUUCAAAGCUGGUUCAGCAAUUAACUAUAUUGGUAAUAUACGAAGAAGCGAAUAA